Messenger RNA from Betta splendens (Siamese fighting fish), 2648 nucleotides. RefSeq names its product hydroxysteroid (11-beta) dehydrogenase 2 (gene hsd11b2). Gene Ontology annotation, molecular function: oxidoreductase activity. The record is from RefSeq and is a predicted model, not a curated record. Bases 373 to 1536 code for a protein of 387 amino acids. The transcript is spliced from 5 exons. NCBI's taxonomy places the organism in Eukaryota, Metazoa, Chordata, Actinopteri, Anabantiformes, Osphronemidae.
CUGGUGGAGAGCCUGUGGGCGUUCUGCCUGCCAGCAGUGCUGCUGGCGCUGCUCGGCCUCAUCUGCUGCAUGUACUCGGCUAAAAGGUCGGGAUCCCCGUCCACUGCUCUGCCUGCCCGGGACAAGGCCGUCUUCAUCACAGAACCAAGGACAUGGGGCGAGGCAGCGAGCAAAUGCCUACACGCUCCCGGCAGAACCUCCCUGAAGACACCUGCAGCACAAAAGAACAAGCAGGAUCGGGUUUUAGGCAGCGUCAGGGGAGCCACUGUAUGAGAGCUGAGCUGCUCCUGAACAUGACACCUGAACCCAAGCAGGACAACAGCUGUCAGCUUGAUAAAGUUACGUAAACAGUUUCAGCAAAACACACAGUUAAUGAUCUGCCUCGGGUUUGUAAAGAUUCCCUUUGGCCUGACUGAAAAGCUCCAGACCUGUGAACAGAGGACUGCUUUUGUAGCAAAAAAGUUCCGCGGCCAUCGGCCUAUUGUUCAGACAUCCCACCUUCUCUUCUUCUCUCUCUGUGAUGCUGCAGGUUGCGACUCUGGCUUUGGGAAUGCGACGGCAAAGCGCCUGGACGCUCUGGGCUUCGAGGUUUUUGCCACCGUGCUGAACCUGUCAGGAGACGGCGCCAAAGAGCUGCAGAGGACCUGCUCCGCCCGUCUCACCCUACUCCAGGUGGACAUCACUCAACCGCAGCAGGUCCAGCAGGCGCUGCUAGACACCAAGGCCAAACUGGGCCUCAGAGGUCUGUGGGGACUGAUAAACAAUGCCGGAGUGUGUGUUAACUUUGGAGAUGCUGAGCUGUCACUCAUGUCCAACUUCCGUGGGUGCAUGGAGGUCAACUUCUUUGGCACGCUCACUGUCACCAAGACCUUCCUGCCGCUGCUACGACAGGCCAAAGGUCGCAUCAUCACCGUGUCCAGCCCUGCCGGUGAUCAGCCGUUCCCUUGUCUGUCAGCGUACGGAUCAUCUAAAGCAGCUCUUAACCUCUUCAUCAACACACUGCGCCAUGAGCUGGAGCCGUGGGGGGUCCAAGUGUCCAUCAUCCUGCCGUCUGCAUACAAGACAGGUCAUUCCAGUAACUACGCAUACUGGGAGCUGCAGCACAAACAGCUGCUGCAGAGUCUGUCCCCGGCGCUGCUGGAGGACUACGGCGAGGACUACAUGAACGAGACUAAGGACCUGUUCCAGAGACACGCCAGCCAGGCCGCGCCCGACGUCAGCCCUGUCGUGGACACUAUCGUGCAGGCGCUGCUGGCGCCGCAGCCACAGGCGCGCUACUUCGCAGGGCCUGGCGUCGGCCUCAUGUACUUCAUCCACAGCUACUGCCCCUUCAGCCUCAGCAACCUCUUCCUCCAGAAACUGUUUCUGAAGAAGAAGCUGAUGCCGCAGGCUCUGAGGAAGCAGUCGGGCUUCGACCUGAACCUUGGUCUUCACAACAACAACAACAACAACAACAACAACAACAACAACAACAACAACAACAACAACAACAACAACAACAACAACAACAAUGAGGAGAAACUGAAGCAGCUGUGACUCAUGACUGAUGUUGCAUAGAGGACCACUUAUGUAACACAUUCUUAGAGGUGUAGCCUGAUUCUAUGUGCUGUUUUAAGUUCUUGAAGGGAUCAAAAUCAUUUCUGACCUGUACCUGUUGUCUACGGCCGCACUAGGGCUCACUUUGAGCUCUGGGGGCAGGGCGGAGGUAGGAUCCAUUAAAAAACAGUUCACCUCCGACAGCUACCGGGUCACAGUGACUCUCCGUGCCUUCAUCACACAAUCACUGCAGCAGGUUGUUCCAGCGACACAGACGACGGACUGAGUCAUGAGUCGCUUGUUCAUGUUUCUCAGACAUCACCUGCGCUUGUUCUGAGCAUGCUCAGUGAAACCCGCUGCUGCAGUGACUCCCCCCUCUUUUCAGCCACACCUUUCUACAGCAGCUCUGAUUAUGUGUUUGUUUUCUGCAUCAUACAUCCAAAGCCUGCAUAGAAACAUAAUUUCUGAUUUAUUAAUAAAACAACGUCAGGUACGAUGAUACCCUUUCAUUUGAUCUGUACGCUGAAAGUUUAAAUAACAACAAUAACUUCAGCUGCUUUUAGAGUAUUUUGUUUGACUAAUUUUCAAAUUCUUAUUCAGAGAAGCUGCUGAAGCAUUUAAAAACAUAAAUUCAGUUUUUGUCUGAAAACAAACACAUGGACUAGUUUCUUUUCAAUUCUUCUUAAUCAGGAACAUUUUUCAGACUCUGUAGUGUUUUACCAAUAACUUCAUGCCAGACAAGUAAAACACAAAGCUGUGACAAAGUCCAACCAAACUCAAACCUCAACAACACAACGUUUUUCCAAAUGGACAUUUUUACAACACACAUGUAUUUAUUGUGGUGUAGAUAUGAGUCAUUAACACAAAAAUGUUAGAACUUGUAUUUUCAUAUUUUCUGCACAUGUUGAUCGACUGUGUUGUUUCUGUCCCUGCGUAGGCCUGCACUUAGUUCUCUCCUUGAUUUAUUUUUCUUAAAUGAAUGUAUUUAUGACAUCUUUUCAUUUAUCAUCACUUAAACUGUGAAUUUUAUAUAAAAAUGUAAAACAAAAAUAAAAAUGUGUAUUCACUUGAUUCGUCCUUUGGUAGAAAUAAAGUGAAUGUUUUUCAGCGUU